UCUACUGUUUCAUGAUGAUCGAUUUGGUACAUAGCUGUGCUAUAUCAUUUUUGUUGAUGGCCUGUUACAGAUGCAAGUCGCGAACGGCGGCGUAGUUGGAAGUGGUGGCGGCGGCAUAGGAGGAGGCGGCGGAGACGGCGUAUCCGAACCUCAAGUGGAUAAUGCGUCACUGUCGGCUCCGCAGACCGAAGUAAUCCCAUCUUUAUCGCACAGGAUAUGGAACCUGUCGCGAUUAUCCUUCGAUGGCACGGACAGGACAAAUUUUUUGUACAGGCAAGACCUGCACCGGCACUUCGUCAUUUCCACAGAUACGAACUUUCCACGCGGACCCCUGUCUCUAUCAUCGAAGGACUGCUCGACCUGUCUUAGUCACGAUCCGGCCCCUUUUAGCCCGGCCGAGAAACAGCAACAAACCCACCCUCUAGGCUGAAAUAUAAAAAAAACUACGCACCCUAUUCCAUAUUGAGAAUAUAUAUAUAAA
This is a messenger RNA of Nicrophorus vespilloides, 481 nucleotides long. RefSeq lists its product as uncharacterized. Lineage: Eukaryota; Metazoa; Arthropoda; Insecta; Coleoptera; Silphidae. The coding region runs from base 71 to 430 and encodes 119 amino acids. The transcript has 2 exons. The record is from RefSeq and is a predicted model, not a curated record.